UUGGCUGGGCAAGUGUGGGAACGGACGCCUAGCGGGGUUCACACACCCCGCCGCGGCGCGGCCUUAAAUAGCUGGCGGUAGGUUCCGCGCGCGGGCUUGGGGCCGAUACCCACCGGAGGUCGCGAACGCUCCGCCGGGCCUGGGGGCGCAGGGCGCACCAUGCCCGCAGACACUCCGGGAAAGCCGAGAGUCUCGCCGCUCGCUGGAGCACCGGCCAGCGCCAGCCGGACCCCAGAUAAGCCCCGCAGCGCAGCCGAACACCGCAAAUCCUCCAAGCCGGUCAUGGAGAAGCGGCGCCGAGCGCGCAUCAACGAAAGCCUCGCUCAGCUCAAGACCCUCAUCCUGGAUGCGCUCAGGAAGGAUAGCUCUCGCCACUCGAAAUUGGAGAAGGCAGACAUCCUGGAGAUGACUGUGAGACACUUACAGAACCUGCGUCGCGUGCAGGUGACAGCGGUUCUCAGUGCCGACCCCGCCGUCCUGGGCAAGUACCGCGCAGGUUUCAACGAAUGCCUAGCCGAGGUGAACCGUUUCCUGGCCGGCUGUGAGGGCGUCCCAGCCGACGUGAGCUCCCGGUUGCUUGGCCACCUGGCGGCCUGCCUGUGCCAGCUGGGGCCCUCGCGCCGCAUGACCUCUCUGACCCCCUCCGCAGAAGCCCCAGCAGCCGAAGUCUACAUGGGCCGCCCGCUGCUGCCGUCCCUCGACGGUCCCUUCCCCUUGUGUCCCAGGGCCGCCUUUGUGCCGCCGCUCCUGCCGGGACUGACUCAGGCACCUCCUGCUGUCCUCACUGCGAGGCCUCAAGACUCGAGCGGGCCCUGGAGGCCGUGGCUGUGGUGAGGUGCGGUGGGUCCUGGAGCCUUGGCGGAGACUGUACCAGGGAAUAUUUAUUUCCCGAGACUCGCGUCGAGUAUUUCGUUUUGUUUUGUUAUCUUUGUGAACAGUCUGGUUCGGCAGCGCCAGCAGCACAGGCUGCGCGACUCUUUCCACCGAGCGCCCAGGUGGCUCAGGGCCCUCCCAGGCCCCGCCCCUCCGACAGGCCACGCCCACCCACCAAACCCCGCCCACCAAAUGGCUCUGUUCCUCAGACUCCGCGCGAUCCCCAGCCCUGAUUUUGUGAGUGCCGCUUGGCCCCCCAGGCUUAGCUUUGCUUUGGUCUGCGAUGGAGCCCGCUACUCUCCUUGGGAUGAGACAGCCCAGGAGGUUCAGACAGGAAGGCGAUAGUCAUCAGACCUCCAGAAUGUACCUCAGUUUUGGAAGGCUGUGGCGUAGCAUCACUGGGCUGGGUUUUUAAAAGGCACCUUUUCUAAGUCCUCCGGACCCUGAAAGGGAGCGAUCUGCGUUUUCACACUGUUGUCCUCUGCCAAGUUGUGCUGCUAUGGGGCUAAGGGGUGACCGCUUUCUACCCUGGAGCCUCAGUACUGGCAGGCUGGGUCCACUUGCUGCUUUAUUCCCAUGGUUCAAUGCAAAGCUGUCUGCACCCACUCAAGGCUAAGCCUCUCCCAGCAGUAGAGGCUGGCAAUGGUGCCUAGUGCCUGGAAUCAGGAGGUACUACUCUAGGGAAGUCGGGGUCCUAAUACAUACCCAGUAGUAGGAGACUGGGGGUUUCACCCUGCCUAGGUCCUGAGCACUGCAGUUGGGAACCAUUGAAGAUACCACACAGCGAUAUCAGGACCGCCACACCUCACAUCCCCGAAGUCACUGUCUCACUGCCUGUGGUUCCUGAGAGCUGGGACUGGGGGCUAUGCUCCAGGUGCAUGAGGGAGUGAUCCCAGGUGCAAGCUCAGACUACUGUCUCCUUUUGAGCCCCACCCAAGCCUGCACAAAGAUCUACUCCCAGGGGUGACUGAGUUCAUCAGACACUUGCCUGGCACCUGCCCUGCUGGGGCCAUCAAGAAGGAGGAGGCUUCCUGCUGAGUAACAGGUGAACCCUCUCUUCUGGCUAGAGGAGCUGGUGGUCAUGGCUCCCCAGUCCCCUCCAGCAGCCCAGUGCCUCCUUCAAGCCCAGUGACUGGAGCAGACCAAGCCUCAAUGAAUGUUUGCUGAACUUCUGUGCACUGUUGAUCUGCAUGCCUCUGUGGUAUCUAACCUGUAUGUUGGGUCUUCUGUCUUCAGUGAGACAAGGGCUUGGGGACUGAACAAUAAUAGAGAUCAUAGGUAUAUGAAAUCUGGAGAAUAGGUCCCCAUGGUGACAGAAUUUGCUGGCCAGGACCAUUAAACUCUGUUCACUGGGAGAUUGAAAUGGGGAUUGGGCUCUGGCUUAUGAGAGGUGAGUUGGUAACUCCCCUCACAGAGCCCCAGCCUCCUCUCCUCACCUAGCAUCCCAGUUCCAGGGCUGCCCAGUUCCAGGGCUGCCUAGGGUUCCACACCUUUGCCUGGGUGCUCUCCCUCUGUUCCUCAGUUAUAGAAACAAGCCCAGGCUUUGCAGCCUCUCGAACAGCCUCCAAUGGUUCAGUGCCCCACGGUUGGCCUGUGUGACCAGUAAAGGUCCUACAGAGGUGAUGGGAUAUCAUCCAGGUGCAAGGUCCCUCCUGCUCGGUCUCUCUGUGGUCUCUGCCUCUCAUAUUAUUUGCUCUGGGAAACCAGCUUCUUUCCUACAGAGUCAGCAGGAGAGAUGCUCUAAGGCUUCCUUCUAACAGCAAGAGUGAGUGUAGAAGUGGGUCCUUCAGCCCUGUUAGGCCUUCACAUGAUACUGCAACGCUGCCAGGUCUCUACUUUUUAAGAGACCCUGAGCCAGAACUGCCAGCUGAGCUGCUCCUGGACCCUUAGUCUUAGAAA
This is a messenger RNA of Castor canadensis (American beaver), 2772 nucleotides long. RefSeq names its product hes family bHLH transcription factor 4 (gene Hes4). Gene Ontology annotation, biological process: regulation of DNA-templated transcription. The record is from RefSeq and is a predicted model, not a curated record. Lineage: Eukaryota; Metazoa; Chordata; Mammalia; Rodentia; Castoridae. Gene Ontology annotation, molecular function: protein dimerization activity; DNA binding.